CGCCAGCCACCGCAGCCGGCAGAGCGGUGGGGAAGAACCGGUGCACCCAGCUGCCACCCCGUCGGGGCCACGGGGCCGGGGCGGGAGCCGUGCCGCUGUCCGCGGUGCUGACGGGAGAGGCCGCGACGGGGCGGGGGAGGAGGGAAUAGCGCGAGUCAGCAGCCAGCUCUGCCACACGUCGUUUUCCCUUAAAGUAGAGGGGCAGAAUAACCCACCCCUCCUAUUGGAUUUGCAAGUGGCCGGGCACAGAUGUGAACAUACUGCGUGUUCUUCAAUAUGACUUCACUUGGGAUUAUAAAAGGAAGAAGGACGAGACCAGGACUUCUGAGAUUAUGCUUUGGAACAGAGCCCAAGCAGGAGACAUGACUGUCAUGUUUGACCAUAGUACGGACAACAACAACGUUUCUUUUGUUCUCCCUACAUUAUUGCUUCUGCUGCAGAACAAAAGCUACCCCAAGACCUCCCUUCCUGCAGCUGACCAUGAGAUGACAGAGUCACCCCAGGAGCCCAGGCCAAGCAAGAACCGCACUGUCUUGCAGUAUGAGUUGAAGCCAGGGGAAAUUGUAUCAGCCAGCAUGGUUUUUGGAGUACUGUGGAUAAUUUCCAUCUUUGGAAACUCCCUCGUUUGCUUAGUGAUCCACAGGAGCAGGAGGACGCAAUCAACCACCAACUAUUUUGUUGUCUCCAUGGCUUGUGCAGAUCUUCUCAUCAGUGUUGGAAGUGCACCAUUUGUGCUGCUUCAGUUUACAGCAGGCAGGUGGACACUGGGGAAUGCGAUGUGCAAACUGGUAAGGUAUAUUCAGUAUUUCACUCCCGGAGUCCAGAUAUAUGUGCUCCUCUCCAUAUGUGUGGAUCGAUUCUACACUAUUGUCUACCCACUGAGCUUCAAGGUGUCAAGAGAGAAAGCCAAGAAAAUGAUUGUAGCAGCUUGGAUCUUUGAUCUUGCAUUUACAUCACCCGUUUUCUUUUUCUAUGGCUCCAAUGAGGAUGACCAUUGCAACUUUUUUCUCCCAGGUUCUUGGGAAGGAGCCAUCUACAGUAUUAUCCAUCUCUUGGUGGUGUUUUUGACCCCAUCCAUCCUCAUUAUCCUAUUCUACCAAAAGGUCAUUAAGUACAUUUGGAGAAUAGGCACUGAUGGCAGGACUGUUAGAAGAACAAUGAAUAUUGUCCCAAGAACGAAAGUGAAAACAAUCAAGAUGUUCUUAAUGUUAAAUUUAGUGUUUCUCCUGUCCUGGCUCCCAUUUCAUGUGAUACAACUGUGGCACCCAGAGGAAACAGACUACAGAAAAAGUUCCUUGGUUUUCAUGGCUAUCACAUGGAUCUCUUUCAGUUCUUCAGCUUCUAAGCCAACCCUGUAUUCAGUGUACAAUGCAAACUUCAGAAGAGGGAUGAAAGAAACGUUUUGCAUGUCCUCCAUGAAAUGCUACAGAAGCAAUGCAUACACCAUCACCACCAGCUCAAGGAUAGCAAAAAAAAAUUAUGUCGGGAUCUCAGAAAUCCCAGCACCAGCCAAAACUGUAACCAAAGACUCAAUCUAUCAUUCAUUUAACAGAGAAGCAAAAGAAAAAAAGCUUGCCUGGCCUAUUCAUUCAAAUCCUCCAAAUACAUUUGUCUAAUUGGCUUAAUAUAUUUUAAUGGUGAUUAUGUACCAUCAGAACAAAAAACUUGAUCUCCUUUUUGAACCAAUGUAAACACACUUGUUUUUACAACAACUUUUAGAGAGAGAGAGAAAAAAAAAGAUAUUUUAUUAAAUGCAUUGAUUUUGAUGUAUCUAGUCUAUAUAAUUUCAGCUACAUUUUUCUUCUGUAAGUACUCUCCCUGAAUCACAAGCAUAUUUGCUUUUUUACAAAAAAAGCAAAGCUCUUGCAUUUUCUGUUU
This is a messenger RNA of Lagopus muta (rock ptarmigan), 1878 nucleotides long. RefSeq names its product G protein-coupled receptor 19 (gene GPR19). Bases 333 to 1616 code for a protein of 427 amino acids. Gene Ontology annotation, biological process: G protein-coupled receptor signaling pathway. NCBI's taxonomy places the organism in Eukaryota, Metazoa, Chordata, Aves, Galliformes, Phasianidae. Gene Ontology annotation, cellular component: plasma membrane. Gene Ontology annotation, molecular function: G protein-coupled receptor activity. The record is from RefSeq and is a predicted model, not a curated record. The transcript is spliced from 2 exons.